AUGUUCCAACAAAAGGUCAAGGAGUUGGACAAAGAGGACAGCUGGUUCAUUGAGUUUGAUGACACAAUCGAGACUGAAAGGACCGCUUCUGGCUCGAAGAAGUACAUCUGCAGACCAUUUUCCAGGUUCACAUGCUCCAUAUGUCACCACCGCUGGGCCUCCAGCAAGUCCAUGGUGGUGUUCCAUAUGCGCCUGACUCGGCCCCACAGGGGGGUGGUCAAGGUGCGACGCUACAAGCAGAACUGCGAAAGGUGUGAGGGCGCCACCUUCGAGGAGCCCAAUGUCUAG
Scleropages formosus (Asian bonytongue) is the source of this 288-nucleotide messenger RNA. Its product is annotated as receptor-transporting protein 3-like. Lineage: Eukaryota; Metazoa; Chordata; Actinopteri; Osteoglossiformes; Osteoglossidae. The record is from RefSeq and is a predicted model, not a curated record. Gene Ontology annotation, biological process: protein targeting to membrane; protein insertion into membrane. Gene Ontology annotation, molecular function: olfactory receptor binding.